Cheilinus undulatus (humphead wrasse) is the source of this 1763-nucleotide messenger RNA. It is a transcript of the gene dbndd1, whose product is annotated as dysbindin domain containing 1. The record is from RefSeq and is a predicted model, not a curated record. Gene Ontology annotation, biological process: negative regulation of protein kinase activity. Gene Ontology annotation, cellular component: cytoplasm. The coding region runs from base 2 to 580 and encodes 192 amino acids. Lineage: Eukaryota; Metazoa; Chordata; Actinopteri; Labriformes; Labridae. The transcript has 4 exons.
AAUGCAGAAGGUUCAGACAAUCAACAUCUUCAUCUUCCUCUUCGUUCGAGUUGUCCUCCAUGUUUGGUAUCAUGACGAAGCCGAUGUUACCCAACAGGUGAAAUUAGCUGCCGCGUUAGUUGCCACCCACCUCUCAACAGAGCCCAAUAAAGACAUCCAGAAGCUGCUGAAGCCCUCCAGCUCAGGUGACCUAUCCAAGGAGCUAUUCCAGCAACCAACAGGCGGGGAGGAAGAGGGCAGCCUGUCGGGGCACACUGCAAGCCUCCUGCACAUUACUGAAAAGAGACAACCUCUCAGUAGUGUGUCUUCUCUGGAGGUGCACUUCGACCUCUUGGAUCUGACCGAGCUGACUGACAUGUCGGACCAGGAACUGGCUGAAGUUUUUGCCGACUCUGAUGAAGAGAACCACAAUGAGUCCCCAGCAGGUUCCCACCAGCCUGUGAUGCCCAGAGGAGGCUACAUGCGCUCCCCUUCGUGGACACGCUGCAGCAAAGUCGAGCCCCCACGGGAGAGGAAACACCACAGCGAUUCGGACACAGCAGAGCCCUUAAUGAAACUUGAAAGGUCAAAGCAGCCCUGAUAACAGGGCUGAGAGAGAAAAACAUCAGAAAGAGAGAGAGAAAGUUAAAACCUAGAGCAGGACAAGCACAGCCAGAGUGAGAACACAAAGCAGACCAAUCUGCCACUGCGCUCUCACGUUAACGUUUCAUGGUGCUCAAGUUCAGACUGAACUCUGGACAAAGAACUGUGCUCUAACUUAAGAUUUUGAGAUGUGCACUACACACUCUCUCUUCUUUCCCUCUUUUAAGUACAAACACAUGCAACCGUGUUCUUCAUGCAAGGGGUUCUUAAAGCACUCUGAGCUGCCAUGAUGGUUUGAAGCAUUGUUUCUGAGUGACACAGAGGGUACAAGGUCAGCCACUCAGGGUGGAAAACAGCCAGAUUGGAUUGAACAUUGUGUGUGUAUGUGUGUUGAAGUGCAGAAACUGGGAUUCACAUUGAAUUACCAAGAUAUGAUUCAAUGGGAAACACUAAGCUGAGGCUGCUGCUAAACAUGAUGGCUCAAUAAUUUUACAGGUUUUUAUUUUUUGCUUGUGUUUAAGGUUAACUUGAUGAGUGGAAGUGGGCAUCAGUAAGACUGUGAGCUGUUUUAUCCAUCACACCGUCUCCAUCUGAUUAAAGGAUGUGUGCUGCUCCCCAAAUGAAUACUUUGCACUUCUCUCACUGAACUUUAUUUUCAGUGCCCUUAAGAAUUAUUGGCAUUUGGUGCAGAAGACACAAAGAUAAACAGACCAAGUAUCAAGCUAUAUGCAACACGCCUCUCUACUUAAGUACACUUUGUGCAGAAGUGCUUUUUUAAUUUUUUCAAGCAUUUUUUUUUAAAGAUGAUUGCUUCAAGUUUGCUGUUGCUGUGAUAAAAGUUUCCUUUAAAGUUGUUCACCAGACACCAGUGACAGAGAUUUAAUGAGUUUGAUGGAUGAUACUUGAAGUUAGAGAUGAAAAGUUGCACCAGUUGUUAGCUUUGCAUGAAUGCCAAAAAUACAACCAAGUGCCAACAGUUUUAUAGUCAUGUUUUGAAGAUGCAUUGAGCAUUUGAUGCAAUAUUUCACAUCCUUCUAGGCAAAGGUUAUAGCUGAUUACUUGAUUUAUUUAUCUUACAUUCAGCUUUUCUUUACCAGGAGUGCCAAUAAUUCUGAAUGCUGUGACACGAUGGAUCAAAUGUGACACUGGAAUGAUAGAAUAAUAAAGACAAGUCCUGAAAA